CCCCCCUCCCCCUCUCUCUCUGUCUCACACACACACACUCUCUCUCUUUCUCUCUUUCUCUCUCUCUCUCUCUCUCUCUCUCCCUCGCCUGCUGUUCUCAUAUCUCUGCCAGCUAGGUUCGGAUCUUCUUUAUAGUCUCAUCCAUCCCCAUCUCGGUGCAGACUUUCUGGGACUUGGAACUUCUGGCAUCCAUAAUUGGCAUACUUGUUCCCCUUUGGAGUGAAAGGUAAGUGUCUGCUUGUCCGUGCGUCCCUUCUUAUUCCGCCUCACCUUAACUUCCCGUUCUUCUCACAUUCUUGUAUACGCACACGCACACACACUCUCUCCCUCAUUCGUUUCUCACACACCUACCUUCAAACACCCACGUACCCAGUCCCCCCCCCC
Molecule: messenger RNA, 384 nt
Organism: Colletotrichum navitas
Lineage: Eukaryota; Fungi; Ascomycota; Sordariomycetes; Glomerellales; Glomerellaceae
Exons: 1
Source: RefSeq, a predicted model, not a curated record